UUUACGAGUAUUUACGCCCUCGCACCUCCACACAGAGAUCUCACUUUCACUCUCACUCCACCGCCUCCACUCCCAUUCCUCUCUUCUCUCCCCUUCAGCGUUUCGAUCUCUCCCUCGGAGAGAUGGCAGUAACUGAUGGAUCCCCAACCCCUCAGAUGGUUGGCAAUGCUUUUGUGGAGCAGUAUUACUCUAUACUGCAUCAAGAUCCAGACCAAGUUCACAGAUUUUACCAUGAGUCUAGUGUCCUAAGUCGACCUGAAGAAGAUGGAUCCAUGACCACAGUGACUACUACUGCAGAUAUUAAUAAAAAGAUACUUUCUCUGGAUUACACAAGCUUUAGGGUAGAGAUUCUGAGUGCUGAUGCUCAGCCUUCAUACAAGGAUGGGGUGAUGGUUGUAGUUACUGGCUGCUUGAUGGGAAGUGACAAUCUGAAAAGGAAGUUUAGCCAGUCCUUUUUCCUAGCUCCACAGGACAAAGGCUACUUUGUUUUGAAUGAUGUUUUCAGAUACAUUGAUGAGUAUAAGUCAAUUGAUAUUGAAUCUGUGCCUGCAAAUGAUGCUGAUGAAAGUUCUCCAACAGAUUCUUUUACCCCAGAGCCUGAGGCCAUUCAUGUUCCUGAAGACACUCCACCUAGUCAAACUGCCAUUGUUGAUGCUGACAAUACUGUCAGCAAAGAAGUGAGUCAGCCAGUGGAGAAUGGAAAAUUGUCAGUUACUGAAACAGUGGUUCCUGUUAAUCAUGUUAAAGAAUCCAAUCAUCAGGAACAUCACUCACACACUGAGAAAGCUGCUUCUAAUACACAGGAGGAUGCUCCCAAGAAGUCUUUUGCAUCCAUUGUUAAUGCACUGAAAGAUAAUGCUGCUCCUUUCCAUAUCAGGACUUCCCCUGUGAAAACUGUUGAACAACCCCGUGUUUCUAGCGUGCCUGUAUCAGAAGUGCCAGCUACUAGCACUGACAGUCCAACAGAAAAGAGUAAUGAGAAUGCAGGCAAGGCUUAUGCAAUAUUUGUUGCAAAUUUGCCUAUGAAUGCAACAGUAGAGCAGCUGGAACGAGUUUUCAAGAAAUUUGGGCCCAUUAAACCUGAUGGUAUUCAAGUUAGAAGUAAUAAGGUUAGUCUGUUACUAACAUUUCUGCAAUCUAGUGUACGGAACUUAUUUCAACAACUACAACUAUUGACACAAUACUUUGUUCUCCUUUCCAGCAACAGGGAUCUUGUUUUGGUUUUGUGGAAUUUGAAUCUGCUACUUCAAUGCAAAGUGCACUUGAGGCCUCUCCUCCGGUUACAUUGGACAAUCGAAGGCUUUCCAUUGAAGAAAGGCGAGCUAAUAAUGAUAGGGUCAGAUAUUCAUCGGGCAGGGGUGGAUUCCGAAAUGACAGAAAUGAUAACUUCAGGGGCCGUGGCAACUUUGGUGGUGGCCGUGGUGGCGGUGGUGGCUAUCCAAAUAGGAAUGAUUUUGAGAAGCGAAGUGAGUUCUCUGGCCGGCCUCGAGGAGGCAAUAAUGCUGGGCGUAGCAAUGGAGAAACUAUGCCAAGGAGUUUUCAGAAUGGAGGAAAAGUUGCUCGUCAACCAGUGAAAGUUCAGUGAAGUGCUUUAUUUUGUUGGGAAUUGAGUGACAACGGAGUUUUUUUUAUAGAUAGCGGCAUCUAGGGAUUUUGGGUUUGCAACUCGAUUAGAGUUUUUACUUUAUAUCUGUCAUGAUCCUUUCGCUUCAGAGUUUCGGUUAAAAUCAAAUGAUUCCCCAUACCAUCUUCUCCCAUCUCCCCCAUUUUUAAUUUUUUCCAAUUUUGUUACAUUUUGUAUCUAAUUUUCUUGAAUAAUUGUUUUGGAAUUGAUCACAAUUAUAUGCUAUUUUUUCUCCUUGAUUCGC
Molecule: messenger RNA, 1868 nt
Organism: Abrus precatorius (Indian licorice)
Lineage: Eukaryota; Viridiplantae; Streptophyta; Magnoliopsida; Fabales; Fabaceae
Product: ras GTPase-activating protein-binding protein 1-like
Exons: 8
Coding region: 123-1574 (483 amino acids)
Cellular component (GO): cytosol; ribonucleoprotein complex
Molecular function (GO): mRNA binding
Source: RefSeq, a predicted model, not a curated record